GCUCUCGCAGUCGCUCCCACCCGCCGGGCCGCGCCUCCCGGACUUGGCAAGCUGCCGAGGUCUGGAAAGCGCUCGGGUCGCCUCGUAGGAUCUGAGAGACGGCUCCGAGCCGGGGGCACUCCAGCGGCCGCCACCGCUCGGGGACGCAGCGUCCUUCUGCCGCCUUAGGAGGACGCUUCGAUCCCGAGUGGAACUCGCGGAGUUGGGAGUCCUGAGCGGGUAGGGCCGCGUCGCUGCCACUCGGGAGACCAGUUGAACCAGCCCGUCCCGGGGAGCUGCUGCCGGGCGGAAGGGGUCUGGGCUCCGACCGGCAGGGGAGCCCACUAACGCAGGCCCCUCGGACCCGCGUGCUGGAGGGGUGGUCAGUAGUCCUAGCCCUGCCAAGAACUGCGGGCCGGCCAGAUGGUCAUGGGCGAGGCCGGGAGAGAGGAGUACAGUAAAAUCCAGUCUUUUGAUGCAGAGACCCAGCGGCUGCUGAAGACUGCGCUCAAAGAUCCAGGAGCUGUGGACUUGGAGAAAGUGGCCAAUGUGAUUGUGGACCAUUCUCUGCAGGACUGUGUGUUCAGCAAGGAAGCAGGACGCAUGUGCUACGCCAUCAUUCAGGCUGAGAGUCAGCAGGCUGGCCAGAGUGUCUUCCGCCGAGGGCUCCUUAACCGGCUACAGCAGGAGUACCAGGCUAGGGAGCAGCUGCGGGCACGCUCCCUGCGCGGCUGGGUCUGCUACGUCACCUUCAUCUGCAACGUCUUCGACCACCUGAGGGUGAACAACAUGCCCAUGAUGGCCCUGGUGAACCCCGUCUAUGACUGCCUCUUCCGGCUGGCCCAGCCCGACAGUCUAAGCGAGGAGGAGGAGGUGGACUGCCUGGUGCUGCAGCUGCACCGGGUCGGGGAGCAGCUGGAGAGGAUGAACGGGCAGCGCAUGGAGGAGCUCUUCAUCCUGCUCCGAGAUGGGUUUCUGCUCCCUGCUGGCCUCAGCUCCCUAGCCCAGCUGCUGCUGCUGGAGAUCAUUGAGUUCCGGGCCGCCGGCUGGACGACGAGCCCUGCAGCCCACAAGUACUACUACAGUGAGCUCCCGGACUAGUGCCCCCCGCCUCCCCUCUGCACUAACCAGGCUGGACGACGGGCCCUGCAGCCCACAAGUGCUAUUACAGUGAGCUCCCGGACUAGUGCCCACAGCCUGCCCUCCACCGCUCCCCAGGCCAGCCACACAGCCCAUGCCUCCACCCCAUCUGCACAGGGAGUGAUCCCGCCUUGAGGCCCCACCUCCCCACACCUGCUCUGCUGGUUUAGGGCUGAACCCCUCUCCACCACUACCAACCACUACACUGUGUAAGGCAGGCACAACAAGCCAUCUGGGUGCCUCAGUUUCCUCAUUUGUAAAAAAGGCAGCCUCAGCUAUUGGGCUGCUGAUGAGGGACUGUCACAGGGCAGCACAGGCAAUCACAGC
Messenger RNA from Ochotona curzoniae (black-lipped pika), 1446 nucleotides. RefSeq names its product MIF4G domain containing (gene MIF4GD). Gene Ontology annotation, molecular function: protein binding; RNA binding; translation activator activity. Lineage: Eukaryota; Metazoa; Chordata; Mammalia; Lagomorpha; Ochotonidae. The transcript is spliced from 6 exons. Gene Ontology annotation, cellular component: cytosol. The coding region runs from base 403 to 1080 and encodes 225 amino acids. Gene Ontology annotation, biological process: regulation of translational initiation. The record is from RefSeq and is a predicted model, not a curated record.